Molecule: messenger RNA, 459 nt
Organism: Heterotrigona itama
Lineage: Eukaryota; Metazoa; Arthropoda; Insecta; Hymenoptera; Apidae
Source: the annotation of a GenBank genome assembly
AAAAAAGAUAUACGAAAAAUCGAGGAUGAGGUUGGAAUAACAUAUAAUUGUUUAAAUAGAAAGAAAGAUGAUUUAGUUUUUCGUAAUUAUGAUUACAUCCGGUAGGUGAGAAUGCUGCAAACUCAAAUUUCAAAUUUAUCGAUUCAACGAGAAGCUCUUAGGAGUGAAGUCUUAAAGGUAGUGAUUCUAUUUCAUUAAAAUUAACUACAAAUUAACAAUAGAGACAAAAAUAGUAAUUUUUAAUUGUAGCAACAAGAAGAUUAUCAGAAAAUGUUGGGUAAUUUUUCCAAGGAAUUAGAAAGUAAAAAGACAUUAUUCUGUAUGUUAUUAUGAAAUACUUUAUUUAUUUUGAUUCAUAUUUUCAGACUUUCAUUAUUUUAUUUGAUACUUUUAAUAUUUGUAGCUUCGGGUAUUGAAAAAUCAAGACACCAUCGCGUGAGUUGUUUUAGUUUACCAUGA